AUUCUACGGCUGGAAGUCGGUGUGGCGCUUGGCAGACGCUCCCUUGGCGGCUGUGGGGGCCGAGCUGUCUGGGAGCCCCGAGGGCCAGCCCCUCUCCUGGGCUGCUGCUGCCUCCUCCUCUUCCACCUCCUCCUCCUCCUCUUCUAACUCCUGUUUCUCCUCCCCGGGCUCGGGCCGCCCGCCCCCUAGUCUUGCUCGCGCCUCCGCCGCCACCGCACCAUGCACUGGAGUAGCCGCUAGCCGGGCCAGCCGGCGCGCCCCGUCCGGGAUGGGGCUGCAGGGCUCUUGACUUCCCAUUCGUCCCCCCGGGGCCAUCAGCCUUCCAAUCGAGCAUGGAGCCGCCCGCGGGCGGGAGCAGCGCUGGCCCCCCAGAGUCGCUGAUCCCCGGCCCCGCUGCCACCCCCGGCCCCGGCCCUGGCCCCAUCACGGCCAGCGCUGGCCCCGCUGCCGCCGCCGCUGCGGCCGCUCGGGACUCGGAGCGCCAGUUGCGGCUCCGUCUCUGCGUUCUCAACGAGAUUCUGGGCACUGAGCGGGACUACGUGGGCACCUUGCGCUUCUUGCAGUCGGCUUUUUUGCAUCGCAUCCGACAGAAUGUGGCCGAUUCAGCGGACAAGUGUAUUACGGAGGAGAAUGUCAAGAUUCUCUUUUCCAACAUUGAAGACAUCCUGGAGGUUCAUAAGGAAUUCUUGAAUGCCUUGGAAUUUUGUUUACAACCUGAGCCUCAGUCUCAGCAUGAACUUGGAAAUGUUUUCUUAAAAUUUAAGGACAAAUUCUGUGUUUAUGAAGAAUAUUGCAGCAAUCAUGAGAAGGCUUUGAGACUCUUGAUGGAACUGAAUAAGAUACCUGCCAUCCGAGCUUUCCUUUUGAGUUGUAUGCUUUUAGGCGGCCGAAAGACAACAGACAUACCCUUGGAGGGCUACCUGCUAACUCCAAUCCAGAGGAUUUGCAAGUACCCUCUGCUCCUCAAGGAACUGGCAAAGAGGACUCCAGGAAAGCACCCUGACCAUCCUGCCGUCCAGAGUGCCUUGCAAGCCAUGAAGACUGUCUGCACCAAUAUCAAUGAGACCAAGAGGCAGAUGGAAAAACUGGAGGCUCUGGAACAGCUGCAGUCCCACAUUGAAGGAUGGGAGGGCUCUAAUCUCACAGAUAUCUGCACCCAACUCCUCCUUCAGGGAACCUUGUUAAAAAUCUCUGCUGGCAACAUCCAGGAACGAGCCUUUUUCCUGUUUGACAACCUUCUGGUCUACUGCAAGAGGAAAUCCAGGGUCACAGGGGGAAAGAAGUCAGCCAAGAGGACCAAGUCUAUCAAUGGAUCUCUCUAUAUCUUCAGAGGUCGUAUCAACACAGAAGUCAUGGAGGUGGAGAAUGUGGAAGAUGGCACAGCGGAUUACCACAGUAAUGGCUACACUGUCACAAAUGGCUGGAAGAUCCAUAACACUGCCAAAAACAAAUGGUUUGUUUGUAUGGCAAAAACUGCAGAGGACAAACAGAAAUGGUUAGAUGCCAUCAUCAAAGAGCGUGAGCAGAGAGAAAGUCUCAAGCUCGGCAUGGAGAGGGAUGCCUACGUCAUGAUUGCUGAGAAGGGAGAGAAGCUCUACCAUAUGAUGAUGAGUAAAAAGGUUAACCUCAUCAAGGACCGGAGGAGGAAACUGAGCACCGUCCCCAAGUGUUUCCUUGGCAAUGAAUUUGUGGCUUGGCUCAUUGAGAUUGGAGAGAUAAGCAAAACAGAAGAAGGGGUCAACUUGGGCCAAGCCCUGCUGGAAAACGGAAUCAUCCAUCAUGUUUCAGAUAAGCAUCAGUUUAAGAAUGAACAAGUGAUGUACAGGUUCCGGUAUGACGAUGGUACAUACAAACCAAGAAGUGAGCUGGAGGACAUCAUGUCUAAGGGUGUGAGACUUUACUGCCGGCUGCAUAGCCUUUUCAUUCCGGUGAUCAAAGACAGAGACUACCACUUGAAGACCUACAAAUCUGUGAUUCCUGGGAGCAAACUCGUAGACUGGCUGCUUGCUCAGGGAGACUGUCAGACGAGGGAGGAAGCUGUGGCAUUGGGAGUUGGACUGUGUAACAAUGGCUUCAUGCACCAUGUCCUAGAGAAGAGCGAGUUCAAAGAUGAGUCCCAGUACUUCCGCUUUCAUGCCGAUGAGGAGAUGGAAGGGACAAGCUCCAAGAAUAAGCUCCUUCGAAACGACUUCAAGCUGGUGGAGAACAUUCUGGCCAGGAGUCUUCUGAUAUUACCUCAAGAGGAUGAUUAUGGCUUUGACAUAGAAGAAAAGAACAAGGUGAUUGUGGUGAAGUCGGUCCAGCGAGGAUCAUUGGCUGAGAUGGCUGGCCUGCAAGUAGGAAGGAAGAUCUAUUCCAUCAAUGAGGACCUUGUAUUUCUACGACCUUUUUCAGAGGUGGACGCCAUCCUCAACCAGUCAUUCUGUUCUCGUCGGCCCCUGCGCCUCCUUGUGGCCAGCAAGGCCAAAGAAAUCAUCAAAGUCCCUGAUCAUCCUGAAACCCUUUGCUUCCAGAUUCGGGGAACUUCCCCACCUUAUGUCCAUGCUGUGGGAAGAGGCUCAGAGGCUGCCGCAGUGGGACUGAAUGCUGGCCAGUGCAUUUUGAAAGUCAAUGGGAACAACGUGGUGAAUGAGAGCUUUGUAGAUGUGUUGGACCACUUCCUGGCCUACCGAAGCCGGCCACAGGAGGCACUGGGUCUUUACCAGUGGAUCUACCGCACUCAUGAAGAUGCUGAAGAGGCUCGAGCCCAGCAGUGGGCCCCUGGCAGCUACCUCAAUGGCAGCCUUGAUGAGUCUGGGGGAGCCCUGGAAGGAGGCCAGGAUGAUGAAGAUUUCUCUUUGCAGCCUAUGGGUCCCCAGCUGCCCAUCCCUGAGGGCAGCCCUUUGAUCAACCUGACUGUGGAAAAUGUCCACUUGGAACAUGGUGUAGUGUAUGAAUACGUCAGCACAGCUGGGAUCAAGUGCUUUGUUCUAGAGAAGAUUGUGGAACCCAAGGGCUGCUUUGCUCUCACUGCCAAGAUCCUGGAGGCCUUUGCCGCAGAUGACAGCCUCUUUGUGCAGAACUGCGGGCGCCUCAUCUCCCUGAGCAGCACUGUGGCCACCAUGCCUCAGUACGAGUUCCGGAACAUCUGUGAAACCAAACUGGAACGCAUCACCAGGAGGAUUGCCAACUAUCAGGAGUUUGCAGAAAAGCUGAAGACCCGGGUAAGCCCUGCCUUCAAGCAAGCCUCCUUGGAACCUCAUGCCCUCUGCAGCCUGGACUUUUGCCCCACCAACUGCCAUGUGAAUCUCAUGGAAGUGUCGUACCCCAAGAACACUACCUCAGUGGGGAGGUCAUUCAGUAUCCGAUUUGGGCGGAAACCCUCUCUGAUUGGCCUCGAUCCUGAACAAGGUCACAUAAACCCAAUGUCCUAUACCCAGCACUGUAUCACCACCAUGGCUGCCCCAUCCUGGAAGUGCCUUCCCCAGGAGGAUGGGGAGCCUCAUGAACGGAACCUUAUGGAUAGUACCAUCAACCCGCAGAAUGGGGGGCCCAUCCAAGAAGACCGAGGCUUGAGUUUCCUGCUAAAGCAAGAGGACCGGGAAAUCCAGGAUGCCUAUCUACAACUCUUCAACAAGCUGGAUGUGGCCGUGAAGGAAAUGAAGCAAUACGUCAUGCAGAUAAACAAGCUACUGUCCACCAUCACAGAACCAACGGGUGAUGGGUCCUGUGAACCUCCCUCCACUGAAGAGGUCUCCCCUUCUCCGCUGGUGAGUGAGGACAGUGAGAUCGACAAAGCAGACCAUGGUGGCAUCAAGAAGGUGUGUUUCAAAGUGUCAGAAGAGGACCAGGAGGAUUCAGGACAUGACACAAUGAGCUAUCGAGAUUCCUACAGUGAGUGCAAUAGUAACCGAGACUCGGUCCUCUCUUAUACCAGUGUCCGCAGUAACAGCUCUUAUCUGGGCAGUGAUGAGAUGGGAUCUGGAGAUGAGUUACCUUGUGACAUGAGGAUCCCAUCCGAUAAGCAGGACAAACUCCAUGGAUGCUUGGAGCACCUAUUUAAUCAGGUUGACUCCAUCAAUGCACUCUUAAAAGGGUCUGUCAUGAGCAAAGCCUUUGAGGAAACGAAGCAUUUCCCCAUGGAACACAGCUUGCAAGACUUUAAACAGAAGGAAGAAUGUCCGAUCCGGGGCCGGAGCAUGAUCCAGAUAAGCAUUCAGGAAGACCCUUGGAACCUUCCCAACUCGAUCAAGUCCUUGGUGGACAACAUCCAGAAAUAUGUGGAAGAUGGGAAGAAUCAGGUGUUACUGGCUUUGCUCAAAUGCACAGACACGGAGCUACAGCUAAGGCGAGAUGUCAUCUUCUGCCAGUCUCUGGUGGCGGCCAUCUGUACUUUCUCUGACCAGCUGCUUGCGGCCUUAAGCUACCGAUACAACAACAAUGGUGAAUACGAAGAAAGUAGCCGAGAUGCCAGUCGCAAGUGGCUGGAACAGAUAGCGGCCACAGGGGUCCUGUUUCACUACCAGUCGUUGCUGUCCCCCAGUGUGAAGGAAGAACGCGCCAUGCUGGAGGACAUCCGGGUUACUCUUUCAGAGCUGGACAAUGUCACCUUCUCCUUUAAACAGCUGGAUGAGAAUUUUGUCACCAAUGCACAUGUCUUUUAUCAUAUUGAGGGCAGCCGCCAGGCCUUGAAGGUCAUUUUUUACCUCGACAGCUAUCAUUUCUCCAAACUGCCCACCCGGCUAGAGAAUGGGGGCAGUUUGAAACUCCAUACAGUCCUUUUCACUAAAGCUCUGGAAAAUCUGGAAGGGCAGUUACAAGCAGGAGGUUCAACCACCUCCCUCCUGGAGGAGAUGCAGCAGGAGAUCAAUGCACAGUCCUUGGAGAAAGUCCAGCACUAUUACCGACGGCUCAGGACAUUUUACCUUGAAAGGUCCAACCUGCCCACAGAUGCCAGUGCAACUGCAGUGAAAAUUGAUCAGCUGAUCCGUCCCAUCAAUGCCAUGGAUGAGCUCUGCCGCCUGAUGAAAUCCUUUGUCCACUCAAAGCCUGGCACCAGUGUGCCCAGUGCAGGCCUGCUGCCCAUCUCUUCUGAGCUCUGCUACCGCCUGGGUGCCUGUCAGAUCACCAUGUGUGGCACUGGCAUGCAGAGGAGUACCCUGAGUGUCUCCCUGGAGCAGGCAGCCAUUCUGGCUCGGAGCCAUGGGCUACUCCCCAAGUGCAUCAUGCAGGCAACAGACAUCAUGAGGAAGCAGGGGCCCCGGGUGGAAAUCCUAGCAAAAAACCUCCGAGUCAAGGAUCAGAUGCCUCAGGGAGCACCUCGGAUCUAUCAGCUGUGUCAGCCACCUGUGGAUGGAGACUUGUAAAUAAGGAAGGACAAGAACCCUUGUUUGGUUGGAGACCCUGGCAGUGUUGAGCAGAGAGCCAGCCCUCAGGACCCUUGGUGUACCUCACUCCCCCACUGGCCAGUGGCACAGGAGAUGAGAGCCUGUUGCCAAGAUCCUUUUCCUCAGACAGCCCAGACUACUUGAAAGUUGUCCAGUCCCCCUCCUCAUCCCAGAAUGGCCCUUCCAUGCCUGACCUUCUCUCCCCCCGUACACACGUGUAUGUGUGAGGCCAUUGCUUCCUCUUAGUCAUAGGUGGGUGGGAGAGAUUGCAGACCUGGCAAGAACGACAGGUAUUGGAACUGGAUGUCUCGAGCCAGGUGCCUGUGAAGGAUAGUGGUUAGUUGGUGCAGUGGAGAAGCAGGGCCUGGUCAUGCCACUGACCAGUCGUCUCCGAUGUGAUUGCUGUCUCCAGCCCCCUUGUAACCGUGAGCUCCUCAUAUCUGUGGAGCUGUCAGGAUCGUUGGACCAGUGGCUCGGAGUCAUCGGACCCCUCUUGCAACACACCACUUUCUAAAUUGAUCGAUCUGCACUUUUGAAACCCAUGUCUGGCACAAAUCUUGGGUUUCCUUCCAAUAUGAAAAGAAAUAUUUAUUCCGGAGCUCUGCACCAGCACAGAUCCCCCAGAAAGAAGCUCUUCCCACGCCUAGAGCUUAGUAUACAUUCCGCAGUCACUGCUUGUCAUGGGUCUCCUUUCCUUAGUGUUCAGGGCUAGGCAUUAACCCUUACUGAUGCUGUCUCUUAUCUUUUGCAAAACCAGUCCUGAUUGGCCUGGUUGGCAUUAACAAGCCACUGAAACGAGGAUGGAUACCGAGGCCACUCGAUAGUCUGGUCCAUUGUACUGUGCCCAUUUCCCCUAUAAUGGCAGAAGAACUAUGUUGUACCUAUUUAUGUGGAAUGACAUUUCUGGGUUUUGGGGUGUGUUUUUUUUUUAAUCGUGUGAUUAUAUAUUUGAGAUUUUAAAUUUUAAAGAAAGAUAUAUUGUUUAACAUGGGACCAACAUGAUGUAGCUUUCACAUUUCCCACUUCUACUAAAAACAAAACUAAGCGAUUUGAAAAUGAAGAAUGUUUUACUUUUUAAUACUAGGACUUUAGGAAGACAGAGUUUAAUGGGAAGGAGAAAAAGCAUCAGUGCCUCAAAUGGAUUUCUCUCUCACUUUCCCUAUAUCAAAAUGGUUUCAGUUUAUCAGUAUUAGAUAGAAGGGCACAGAUUUAUUUAAAAGGCAAAAAAUGGAUUGAGCAACGCCCAGAGUAUCAGCUGUGUGCCUCUGGGAGCACUGUGAUAGGUGAGAUUCAGGCAUCCUUUCAGCACGUAGAGGGCAUGCUCCCACCCCCUCCAAUUUGUCUUCUUCAAACCAUAUGCUCCUCUUCCUAACACCUCAGCCCUGGUCAGGCCAUAAAGCAGAAGAAGAAAAGGUGUUUGGGAGGAUGAAGGCUUCCUAGGUGCUCGUUUUUAUUUAUUUUGAUUUUGAAUUUUCCUUGAGCAAGGUAUUGGAGGCCCUUGGUUCAGCCAGCCAGCCAGGAGGGCCCCCAGACGCCCACUCUCCUUAUUGCUCCCACAGCUGCCUCCCCACCUUCCAGAGAGCUUGCUCCAAACCUGGGGCAGACUGGCUCCACGGAGGCCUCGACAAGUCUCUCUUAAUAACUUCUUGUGCAAGGUGUGCGACGUGCAGAGACUGAGAAAUAAGGAAAAGUAAACUUUCCGUUUCUUUAGCCUUUGGCCAAGAGGAACGCUGACUGGUCUGGAGGUUGUCCAUGCUUCCUGUCAGAUAUUCUGACACACACACACACACCCAGCAUUGCCUGGAAGAUGUACAGAUUCCUGACUUUUCUUGAUGCUGUCUUGAUGGGGUGAAGAUUGGGAGAAGCCUUCUUUUUCCAGCUCUCACUUGGGAAAUAAGAGAUGGCUCUUUCUCCAGAGAGAGAGAGAGACGAGUCUUCCCAGCACAGUGAGAACUCCUGGGGUGUGUGUGUGUGUGUUUGGGGUAGGGUCGAGGAGGAUCUUUUGGCCUCUGGACUGGGAGCAGAGGUUGGCUCUCAAGAACACAAGCCCUGUGCACUGGUUUACAUGGAAAUGUACAUAAUAUUCUCAUUAAAUUCCUGAUAGAUUUUUUUAUUAUUAAAGGUUGGUUUAUAUUAUAAGAAA
This is a messenger RNA of Monodelphis domestica (gray short-tailed opossum), 7509 nucleotides long. It is a transcript of the gene PREX1, whose product is annotated as phosphatidylinositol-3,4,5-trisphosphate dependent Rac exchange factor 1. Gene Ontology annotation, biological process: G protein-coupled receptor signaling pathway; intracellular signal transduction; regulation of signaling. NCBI's taxonomy places the organism in Eukaryota, Metazoa, Chordata, Mammalia, Didelphimorphia, Didelphidae. Gene Ontology annotation, cellular component: plasma membrane. The record is from RefSeq and is a predicted model, not a curated record. Gene Ontology annotation, molecular function: protein binding; guanyl-nucleotide exchange factor activity; GTPase activator activity.